AUGGCUCCUAAAGGUCUAGCGAUUAUCAUCGGGGCAGGUCCUAAUACUGGCACGGGGAUUAUACGUAUUCUCUCCAAGAAGUAUGCGGUAGCCAUGUGCGCUCGAAACAAAGAGUCUCUUUCAAAAAUUCAGAGCACGCUCAAAGAAUCUUCACCAGAGAGUGUGAUGGAAAUCUUCCCAACAUCCACAGACCCAGACUCACUCAAGUCCGCAUUUCAAGAUAUCCGCACGCACCAGUCAUUCAAAGACCUCAAGUUGAAACUAGCUGUCUACAGCAUCAAACACUCAUCGAAAAAGCCUUUCAUGGAGGAAACUUACAAGGAGUUCACAACUUCCCUAACCGAGUAUGUGGGCGGUGCCUUCGCUUUCGCUCAAGAAUCGGCGAAAUUAAUGUUCGAGCACCACGGUACGGCGCCUCUAUCCGAGACUCGUGAAAAGAAAGGCACUAUUAUUUUCACUGGAACGUUGGGAGCUAUGAGAUCUAAUGCAGAGUAUGCUGCUUAUGGUGCUGGCAGAGCGGGUGUGAGACAAUUGGCGCAGAGUUUAGGGAAGGAGAUGAGUCCGAAGGGAAUUCAUGUCGUGCAUACCAUCGCAAAUGGUGGAAUUGAGGACGCAGAUGGAGAUGCACAGGCUACAGGAACAAAGAUGAGUGCUGAUUCAGUGGGAAAAACUUAUCUGUGGCUGAGUGAACAGGAGCAAGAUUUGUGGACUAGUGAGUUGGAUAUGAGACCAGCUGCUGAGAAGUAUUAG
This is a messenger RNA of Glarea lozoyensis ATCC 20868, 750 nucleotides long. RefSeq names its product NAD(P)-binding Rossmann-fold containing protein. NCBI's taxonomy places the organism in Eukaryota, Fungi, Ascomycota, Leotiomycetes, Helotiales, Helotiaceae. The transcript is spliced from 2 exons. The record is from RefSeq and is a predicted model, not a curated record. The coding region runs from base 1 to 750 and encodes 249 amino acids.